AUGGAUGAUAAUAUUAAAAGAAAAAUCUUAAACGAGUCUUAUACGACUCCUUACUCAGUUCACCCGGGAACAACGAAGAUAUGUUUAACUUGUCAACAAGUGAAAGCUGAACACCAGAGGCCUGCAGGGUUGCUACAGCUACUGAAUCUUCCAGAGUGGAAAUGGGAAGACAUUUCCAUGGACUUCGUGGUUGGAUUGCUUAGGACCACGGGACAAAAAAUUGUUCGUCUCCAUGGUGUCCAAAAGCUCAUUGUUUCUGAUAGGGAUCGUAAAUUCACAUCAAGAUUCUGGGAGAGUUUACAUCGAGCCAUGGGUACUCAGUUGAAAUUCAGUACGACAUUUCAUCCUCAAACGGAUGGACAGUCCGAGAGGACCAUUCAGAUUUUAGAGGAUAUGCUUCGGGCAUUGGGUGAAAGAAAGUUCCUAGGUCCUAAAGCUGUUUUGAGAACAAGUGAGACAGUUGAUAAAAUUAGAGCGCGAAUGCUCGUGGCUCAAAGCAGACAGAAGAUUUAUGCUGAUCCAAAGCGUCAGAACAUUGAUUUUCAUAUCAGAGAUAUGGUAUUUCUCCGAGUAUCGUCUAUGAAAGGCAUCAAGCGCUUUGGUAAGAAAGGAAAGCUUAGCGCGAGGUUCAAUAGACCUUUCGAGAUCCUUGAAAGGAUAGGGCAAAGUAGCGUGCAGAAGUAUGUCUUAGACCCGUCCCAUAUUCUGAGUUAUGAAGCAUUGGAACUUCAACCAGAUCUAUCAUACGAGGAACAACUGGUUCAAGUACUUGAUAGAAGAGAAAAAGUCGUGAGAAACAAGACAAUUGCACUGAUAAAGGUAUUAUGGAAGAACAGUAAAGUGGAAGAGGCAACCUGGGAACUCGAGACGUAUAUGCAGAAGAAAUAUCCGGAGUUGUUUAGGAAAUGUGUGACUAGGACUAUCGACGCUUUCUCAGGAACACUAGAGGAUUUGGAAUCUCCCCAUUUGCGGGACAUCAACUAA
Molecule: messenger RNA, 984 nt
Organism: Cannabis sativa
Lineage: Eukaryota; Viridiplantae; Streptophyta; Magnoliopsida; Rosales; Cannabaceae
Exons: 6
Coding region: 1-984 (327 amino acids)
Biological process (GO): DNA integration
Molecular function (GO): nucleic acid binding
Source: RefSeq, a predicted model, not a curated record